AUGUAUCGCAUUGCCAGUAGAAAGCGUCGCUGUAAAGUCGUUCAGCGUCAAAAUGUCAUCUUGGUUUGUUGGCCUGGUCGAUCAUGCUACCUGUUCUCUCCCAACAGUAUCGACUUCGCUGGAGCCAAUUCCUUCUGCCGGUUUUUCCGAAGUCGCUUGGCCGUCAUCAAAACAAAUUACGAAGAUAAUUUGAUCAAGAGUUACCUGCACAGACAUGGCAAAGGCGCUACCUUCUACAUCGGUGGCACUGACCUGAGAGGAGAGGGAAUCUUCACCUGGGAGCGCCCUUUGGCGAAGAAACUAAGAUACAAGGGGUGGCAGCCAGGUGAACCUAAUAAUGACAAGGGUAGAGAACAUUGCAUGACCAUGCGUCCAACAGCUGGGUACAGGUGGAAUGAUGUACCCUGCCAUGACAAGUUCAGGUUCAUUUGUGAACGACGUCAUUAACAAUUCCGUCACAAAUGUAAGAAGAAUAUGCAAUGACAAUACUAGUGUCUUGCUGAAUACAAACGUCUAACAUCCA
Messenger RNA from Haliotis rubra (blacklip abalone), 523 nucleotides. Its product is annotated as perlucin-like. The transcript has 4 exons. The record is from RefSeq and is a predicted model, not a curated record. The coding region runs from base 1 to 447 and encodes 148 amino acids. NCBI's taxonomy places the organism in Eukaryota, Metazoa, Mollusca, Gastropoda, Lepetellida, Haliotidae.